UCUCUACAGAUCAUCACUGCAAAAACACUCGGAGGAGCACUCUUCAUCUGUAAGUGAUCCUCCAUCAUGGUGAAAGGCACACUGAAUGAACUCUCCCAGCUCAAACAGUCAGGCUUCGGUCAGCCAGAGCCCAGACAUGGCCUCAAUCUGCUCUACUGGUUUGCUCGUGAAUAUAUAUUGUUCGAUUUUGGGGAAAUUAAACCCAAAUUCAAUCCGGUGUUUGGAGAGUUUGGCUUCCACAAGUUUAAUAACAGAAUUGAAGAUGAAGAUCACAUCGUGCCCAUUCAAAAUCUCCCAUACUAUGAAGUGGGAAACCUGAAUUACUCAAAUGCAGACAAGCUCCCAAAUUACGUCAGGCAAAAAUACAGCCACUAUAACCCUGACAGUAACAAGGACCGCAUUAUUGUGCAUCAGGACGGCAAUGGUAAACUGAACAGGGUUUAUGUGACUGAACACAGCGACCAGAGACAUUUUGACAGCAGCAAAACCUACCGUGUGAGCAAUGGCCUCCUGCUGAUCAUCAAAAACAUGAGCAGGGAGGAUUUUCUCUCCAAGGUCUCCAAUACUGGCAAUCGUACCAACAACCAGCAGCCAUUUUACUAUCAACAACAUUCUGUUUAUCAGUCCUACAGCACUCCAGUAAAUCACACUCCUUCUCCUCGUCCUCCUCCGCCAGCAGAAGAUAGCUCCUGGUGUACCAUUCUUUAAGCAUGAAGAGCUGCUGUGCUGAUAUUAAUCUGCUCACAUUCAUCUGAUUAUUAUCAUCAGUUUUAUCACAGGCCUUAUAUUUAAUUAUCUGUAUUAUGCUACGGGGUUGAUGAAUGCUUGAUUCUGAAUGGCUGGUAAACAUUCAAAGACGUGCCAUUAUAUAUAGCCUAUAGUUCCGGGUUUUGGUGAAUAAUUCAGUCUGCUGAAUUAUUAGAGGAUAGAGCACACAAGUGAUUAAUUUCAUUUCCUGGUUUUCAUUUCUUUCCUGUUGUGUGGUGAUGUGGCUUGGUUUGAAAUUAAAAAAAAAAAUUAAAACUCA
This is a messenger RNA of Danio rerio (zebrafish), 1027 nucleotides long. Lineage: Eukaryota; Metazoa; Chordata; Actinopteri; Cypriniformes; Danionidae. The record is from RefSeq and is a predicted model, not a curated record.